CAUAACUUUACUAAUUGUCAGAUAAUUAGAAUAUUAGUCUCGAAUUAAGUCUCGAAUAUUUGUUGAUUUCUGUACUUAUAGAAAAAUUUCAUAAGAGAGUAAUUGAAGUUUUGAGAGUGUCAUGAUUAGAGGAAAAGAUCUAAAAUAUUCAGUCGUUACGCAACAUAUUUUAUUAAACGUGCGCCAUAGCUUCAAUGUUGCUGCUCCGGAUAAAAUUGAGGAAAUUCGCCAGCGUCUAGCAAAAGGUCCGUCAUUUCAAGAUUUUGUACAAAAUUCGGAUCUACCAAAGGAAGAAUGGAAAGAAUAUGACGGUGAUUUGCGUCGACAAAAAGGAGAAAAUGGACGUUUGCGCUUGCCCCCUUGGUUGAAAACAACGAUACCAAUGGGCAAAAAUUUUGCUAAAAUAAAAAAUCAAUUGCAAGAAUUAAAAUUAGCAACAGUUUGUGAAGAAGCACGUUGUCCUAAUAUCGGUGAAUGUUGGGGUGGCGGAGAACAUGGUACACAAACAGCCACAAUUAUGUUAAUGGGUGAUACAUGCACACGUGGUUGUCGGUUUUGUUCAGUGAAAACUUCAAGAAAUCCUCAGCCACUUGAUCCUUUAGAACCUACAAACACGGCGAAAGCGAUAGCGUCUUGGGGAUUAGAUUAUAUUGUUCUAACUUCUGUCGAUCGGGAUGAUUUAUCAGACGGUGGGUCCCAACAUAUUGCUGAAACUGUAAAGGAAAUAAAAUUACGCAACCCUAACAUUUUUGUGGAAUGUUUAGUACCUGAUUUUAGAGGGGAAUUGCGCUGCGUAGAAAUUAUAGCCAACUCAGGUUUAGAUGUUUAUGCGCAUAACAUUGAAACAGUGGAAAAGUUGACACCCUAUGUACGAGACAGACGAGCGAAUUAUCGUCAAACGCUGCAUGUGUUGAAGGAGGCUAAACGAUUUAAUAAAAACCUCAUCACAAAAAGUUCCAUAAUGUUAGGGCUAGGAGAAACGGACGAAGAAAUAGAACAAACGAUGCAAGAUUUACGUGAGGCUGGCGUUGAGUGCUUAACACUUGGACAAUAUAUGCAACCCACGAGGAGGCACCUAAAAGUGAUCGAAUACGUAACACCAGAAAAGUUUAAACACUGGGAAGAACGAGGUAAUGUGUUAGGUUUUCUUUAUACAGCCAGCGGACCGCUAGUGCGCAGUUCUUAUAAAGCAGGCGAAUUUUUCAUAACUAGCAUACUGAGACAACGCGAAUGACGCGAUUGCAAAUACAUUAAAAUUGUAUAUAUAUGUAUAUGUAAGUACGUAUGUGUAUUUAUAUACUCUGAUGCGUACAGUUUUCUGUCGUAGAUUACCAUUUGUUGAGUUAAACUCUAAUAAAUUCUUAAUCUAGAGAAGUACGUACUGAAAUUUUAGUUUCUGAAAUAUGCGGAAACGUUCACAGCCAUUAUUCAAUAUUGUCAACGUUCAUCUUGCUCAAAACAAACUACAGCA
Messenger RNA from Glossina fuscipes, 1471 nucleotides. RefSeq names its product lipoyl synthase, mitochondrial (gene Las). Gene Ontology annotation, biological process: lipoate biosynthetic process. Bases 122 to 1234 code for a protein of 370 amino acids. Gene Ontology annotation, molecular function: 4 iron, 4 sulfur cluster binding; lipoate synthase activity. Lineage: Eukaryota; Metazoa; Arthropoda; Insecta; Diptera; Glossinidae. The record is from RefSeq and is a predicted model, not a curated record. Gene Ontology annotation, cellular component: mitochondrion. The transcript has 4 exons.